Messenger RNA from Rhincodon typus (whale shark), 4885 nucleotides. Its product is annotated as nuclear factor 1 B-type. Gene Ontology annotation, molecular function: RNA polymerase II cis-regulatory region sequence-specific DNA binding; DNA-binding transcription factor activity, RNA polymerase II-specific. The transcript has 12 exons. NCBI's taxonomy places the organism in Eukaryota, Metazoa, Chordata, Chondrichthyes, Orectolobiformes, Rhincodontidae. The record is from RefSeq and is a predicted model, not a curated record. Gene Ontology annotation, cellular component: nucleus. The coding region runs from base 570 to 2279 and encodes 569 amino acids. Gene Ontology annotation, biological process: regulation of transcription by RNA polymerase II.
CAGUUCUAAGGGGAGAGGGAGGGAACGAGGGGCUCCUUCCCCCCCCCACCCCCGACUCCCCCCGGUAAGAAAACGCUGGAGAAGCAAAUCAGCAGUUGUACCUGGUGAACCCUCCUCUUCCUCCUAAACUGCCAGCUCCCACCCCCACUCCCCCCAUCCCAGAUCAAUCCCGGUGCCAGGCUCUGCUGCUCAACAGCCUCACGUUUAUAACUGCAGUGAAUGGAAAGUUUCGCCUGGUAUUUGUGCUGUAGUCUAGCAUUGGGUGUUCGGUCCUGGCAGCUUGCUGAGCUGCACCAUUUGACUGACUGCAAACACAUCCAGGAUAUAUAUCCCACUGGAAAAUUCACAAAUCUUGACUCCAGGUUUUUUCUCCCCUUUGCUUCGGGAAACUUGGCAUCGGAUCUUUAGGCGCGAAUACCGACAGACUUUGCGACUCUCCACAUUAGAGUUUUUUUUUGAAAUCCGACAAGAAUAUGAAUGGAUAACACGUUGCACGGAGCCUCCUCUCCCUAACAUCUGUUGGAGUUGAUCGUGGUUUUGACUUGUCUUUUGUUUUUUUUACCACCGGGAUGAUGUAUUCUCCGAUUUGCCUCACGCAGGUAGAUGAAUUCCAUCCAUUUAUUGAAGCACUUCUUCCACAUGUUCGUGCAAUUGCAUAUACAUGGUUUAAUUUACAAGCCCGAAAACGCAAAUACUUCAAGAAGCACGAGAAACGAAUGUCGAAGGAUGAAGAAAGAGCAGUGAAAGAUGAGCUGCUGAGUGAGAAGCCAGAAAUCAAGCAAAAGUGGGCAUCAAGGUUACUUGCGAAACUCCGCAAGGACAUCCGGCAGGAGUACCGGGAGGAUUUUGUGCUCACUGUUACAGGCAAGAAGCACUCUUGCUGUGUCCUGUCCAACCCUGAUCAGAAAGGCAAGAUGCGAAGAAUCGAUUGUCUACGGCAAGCUGACAAGGUGUGGCGGUUGGAUCUAGUAAUGGUGAUCCUGUUUAAAGGCAUCCCAUUGGAAAGUACUGAUGGGGAACGUCUUGUCAAAUCCUCACAGUGCGCCAAUCCACUACUCUGUGUCCAGCCCCAUCACAUAACUGUAUCGGUGAAAGAGCUUGAUCUGUUUUUGGCUUACUACGCUCAGGAGCAAGAAUCUGUUCAUGCAGAUAGUCCCAGCCGCAGUGAAUCUACGAAAAUUACUCCAGCAUAUCUAGAAGACAGCUUUGUAAAGUCCGGAGUCUUCAGCAUUGGAGAGCUUGUGCGAGUGUCACGAACGGCUAUAACUCAAGGAACUGGGAUUAGUUACAACCUUGCAGAAAUUCAAAGCCAACCAUUCUACCAUGACAUAAACUCUGGACUACAGAGGUCAUUGUCCUCUCCACCAGGCAGCAAACGUCCUAAGACGAUCCCUAUUGAUGACAGCAUAGACACCAGUCCAACAGAAUUCUAUCCUUCUCCCAGCUCACCAACCAGCGUCAGCCGGACAUGGCACGAAAGAGACCAAGAAAUGGCAUCUCCUACAAUGAAGAAACAUGAGAAACCAAUGUAUAGUGGGCCUACAUCUCCGCAAGGUUCAUCACCAAGACUCAGCACUUUCCCACAACAUCAUCACCCUGGAAUCCCAGGACACAGCGUCAUCUCAACAAGAAGCCCACCUCCUCCUUCACCUCUACAUUUUUCAGCAUCCUCCAUUCUUCCUCCUGCUCCCAGUAGUUACUUCUCACACCCAACAAUCAGAUACCCACCACAUCUCACCCCUCAGGAUUCAGCAAAGAACUUUGUACAACUCGGCUGUGGCCCAUCCAAUCCACAAACAAGCCAGCCCAAUAGUAGUGGUCAAGUAGUGGGCAAAGUGCCUGGUCAUUUUACUUCAGUACUGGCUCCCUCACCUCAUCAUGGCAUGUCCAGACCGGUGACACUUGCCAUGUCUUCAGACACUAAACCCAUCACUACAUCAAGCGAAGGUGAGGCAACAUCAUCUUCAUCAUCCACCUACACGGGCUCAGGUACGCCCCCGGCCAACCGCCAAUUUGUUGGACUUAGCUCCAGGGACCCAGCCUUCCUCCACCAGCAGCAGCUGAGGAUUUGUGACUGGACCAUGAAUCAAAACGGCAGGCAUUUAUACCCCAGUGCCAGUGACGAUACUUUGGGAAUUGCUUGGCAAAGUCCUGGUACUUGGGCUAGCUUGGUCCCAUUCCAAGUGUCAAAUGGAACUACCAUCCUGCCAACGAAUGUUCAGAAUUACAGUUUAAACUUCAUCAGUGAACCCUUCCUCCAAGCAGAGACAACAAACUGAAGGCAAUGAAGAUCAAAUAUCAUCUCUGGAUCAAGAAAAAAUGUUUUCAGAAACACAGAAAUGUGAUUGCUGCACUCACAAUCACCAAAUUCUUGCAAGCUUAAAAUCUGCAUAAAUGGUAUUUCAUCAGUAAUACGGUGAGGGUGAUUUUCAUACUUGGAUAACAGAUCAUGCCAAGCACUGGCCUUUAUUGAACACUGGGAUCCACUGGGGACAGUUGUUUUAAUUUCCAAAUCUGACAACCUUAAUACUCUUAUUAGCUUUUAGAUGUUUAAGACUUUGCAUGUUUAGGUAAUUGGGGGGGUUCCGGUUUUUUUUUUCACUCAGUCCAGGAGUAGUAAAACUACAGCCCAGUCUUUGUGAUUGAUAAGGUUUUACUUGUAUGAUAAAGGCUGGAUGAAGAAUGUACAUGUAAUUAUGUGUUUUCUACAAACUGUUGUCUGAGGGGACAAAAAGCCCACAAAGCACACAAUUAGACUAUGCACACUAUACUACUGCAGAAAACAAAACAAAAAGAUGUAGGUGGAGUUUUACUGAAUUUAUAUUUAACAAUUGGCUCACAAAAUUGCAUCUUGUCACUGAAUCUACUUUCCUUUCACUUUUAGUGUUUAGUAUGCAGAUCUGAACAGAUCCUAUUUGAUAAAAGAUAAGCACUUGGAAAAGCAGUAAUAGUCCCUCACAGUUUCAGAUGCUUUGAAAUUAACUUAAUACAAGAAUGAAGCUUACUGAUGGAUUUUUUUGCCCUUAAAAUGUCAGUAAUUCUAUGAAAAAACACUUAAGAGGCAAGUGCAAUUUAUCAUAUCUGAUUGAGGGGUUUAAUAUAAGUCCUUGUGCCCUAGGACUCUAAAUUGAGGGGAUGUAAUGUAACCUUUAAAUAAGCCUGAACAAUUUUUUGCCCCUCCCCCCCUUGAGAAUGUGUAUUAAUUAAGGGGGAUAAAUGAAUAAUAGACACAUGCUUGCUUAGGAAGGUAAUUAAACACAAUUGAAAGUACUGCACUUGAUUCCUUAUACUCCAUUAGCUCUGUGGAGUUUAAAAAUAUAUAAUAUAUAUGUAUCAGGUGUGUCAGGAAAAGAAAGCAUGGCAUAAUCAGUUUCCAAGACGUUGAUGUGAAAGUGUCACACAGAGCGUGUUGGUGAGCAGCAUCGCAGUUUACAAAUCAAUGGCGACAGGGAUGCAGCAGCUAAAUUUCUCGCACUCUACUGAGUAAACACUAUUUUUAACCACAGUGUGCCGAAUAAUGCAUGGUGCUUUUCUUGCACAGUUAGCCUUGCUAUCCACCUGACAGUGCUAGUGGCAGGACUCCAGUGUGCAUGUCAAGUCAGUUUUGGCCCUUCUGUUUCUCUGUAACUCUAAUAGAUCUUAUCCUUGAUUUGCACGAAGUUAUAUAGUCCACAUUACGUGCCUUGCCUUUGAAAUAAAACAGUGAGAUCACUGCACACGUUUGCUGCAUAUAUUAUAGCUCAUCUUAUGAAAACUACCAUUUGUAUGAAAGAAAUUAUUUUGUACUCCAGAGGACAGUGUGACAUCACUAAUUGUCGAUAUUCAAAUACUUUGACUUUGUUAACUCAUUUAUAAAGCAUAUCAUGGCUGUGUAUAGUUGGUGCUUAAAAUUUUUAAUCAGCCAGUAAUAUUUUUCAGUAUUUUUGGCAAGUUUUUUCUAUUAAUCUUUCAUGUUUUUCAUCUUUCAAUUACUCAUUUGGGGUUUUUUGAACUUUUAAGAAUUAUGCAAUACCAAUUUUUGUCUAAAUAGGUAAAGCUUUUAGCUGUAUUGAUUAUCACAAGUUAGUAUGCAGAUUAGCUGAUGUAAGCUUUUUUUCCAUUUAAAUUGACCAAAGUUGGCGCUGCUUUCUAUGCAGUAUGGUAGGUCUUUACAAGAUGGUUAAGGGAGAUGUUUUGGGGAGGAGGGUACUUUUAAGAAGAAUUCUACAGCACAGCUGUGAAGCAUAAUGCCAUCUUCCAAACACAGGCUGCAAAGUAACUGUUCUGUCAACUGUGAUAAUCUCUCAGCUUGGUCCUUCUUUCGACUUUCCACCUGGGGUGCAAUAUGAGUUCAUUGAUUUACAAAAAUAUUAAAAUGUAGUGAUUUUCACUGGAGACAGGCUUGACUUGAGCUUCAAUAUUUAUUGAGCAGCUAGGAUUUUCUCUUGUGAAAAUUCACUUUGGCAGAGCUCCAUCUCCCUGCUGGCCCCAAAAAACCAGAAACAGAACUGUGGGUCUUAAACCACCUUUUCACUGCCCAGCAUGAGCGACUCUCAAGGCUAUUUCUCCUCUUUGCCCUGAGAGCGGAAUCACCAAAUUCAGGCAGGAACUUUUCAGAAGUGGUUUAGAGAUGAAUUGUUCUUACUUUCACUUCUGGCAGGCUGCUGAAUUAGAAAAAAAUCUUCUUCAGUUUCCACUAGGGCAUUCUAAUUUGGCUUCUUAAGGAGAUUGCCUUUUAUUUUAUCAUCAUCACUUUUAGGUAAGUGCCAAAUCAACCACAGGCCUAACCAUCAAAAGCUGCAAAAAUCCAGUAUGACUUGUAAAUUUGAUGUGAUUCAAAUAUAAUUUUAAAUACAGAGAAAUCUGAAGAAAUUCAUCAGGUCUAGCAGCACCUGUGGAGAGAGAA